ACAUUUAUUUGCACAUACAGUGGGUUAUGCCCUUAGGUUAACGUUUGCAGUGAUUUUUUGUUCAAGGUUUUUAUGGUGACCUGUUCACCACAAACUCACUGCAAAAAGUUUUGUUCUGUCCUCUUCCCCCUACCCCCUUGUCUCUUUUACAUACUUUCUAUGCAUUAUACAGUAUUAUAGAGCUAUGGGACGAGUGAGUGAGUGAGUGAUAGUGUGUUGAGACUGUUUUGUCCAUCUAUAACAUCCUUGCUGCUUGGUUCCCAAUUGGCUGUCUGUAAAGAUGCCACUGUGUCCAUUACUGUACAGUAUGAGAUGACUGUGAACUUAAAACCAGCACAAACACUUCACUUUCAUUUCCCCAUGAACUUAUUAUUAAAUGUAUUUACGGUUAUCUGUACAUGUGUGUCAGGUCUUCAUUAUUUUAUCCUAAAACAUUCAAGUGAGGAAGAUAUCGUUUUGUUGUUUCAUCGCUAAUGAUUAGGCAUGCAGACUUCAGGAGACUAGUAAAAUUUCCUGAAGCACACCAACCAGCCACCAACAUGACUAUGACACCAACCUUGUUAAAAGGCAUUUCUAUGAACUUAUUGCAGGCUGCUAUUGGGUCCACUGCACUGGACACUGCCAGAGAACUCACACCUCAGAACACAACCAAUGAGGGACUUGGGAUCCAGCUGCUCACCAUCGCUGUCCUCAUCAUCCUCAUCACAGCACCCCUCGGUUCUGCCCUCAUCAGCCUGACAGCACGACACCUCCUCAGGAAGGGUACGAGAGAGGACUCGGAUCGAGACAGUGCCAUAGAGAUGAACAACAUCGCAGAGUGUGCUCGGGAAGAGGACAUAGAGCUACAGGCUCGUCCUGCUGAUGAUCCGGAGGGAAAAAAUGAUAACAACAUGUCAGUCUGACCCAGGGUUGUAGCCAGCACCCGUCCUUAAGAAUUCCAUCCUGAUGGAAUUUUCUAGCUGGGGACGGAAAAAAAUUUUGCCCAUCCCAUCCUCUGUGACAGACAAAAAUCAAUGUGUAAUUUAAAUGAUAAAACUGUCUCCCUUGUGUAAUUUUUCACCAAUAUAGAUGCCGUUGAACGGCAUAGUCUACCAGCAAAAUUUACACUUGAAAAUGCAGCAAAUAGCAUUUCAGAGGGUCUAGAUUACAAAAUUUUCUGGGGGACCAUGCCCACUGAC
Messenger RNA from Branchiostoma floridae (Florida lancelet), 1178 nucleotides. RefSeq names its product sodium/hydrogen exchanger 9B2-like. Bases 474 to 902 code for a protein of 142 amino acids. Lineage: Eukaryota; Metazoa; Chordata; Leptocardii; Amphioxiformes; Branchiostomatidae. The record is from RefSeq and is a predicted model, not a curated record. The transcript has a single exon.